Molecule: messenger RNA, 2176 nt
Organism: Danio aesculapii
Lineage: Eukaryota; Metazoa; Chordata; Actinopteri; Cypriniformes; Danionidae
Gene: pgam1b
Product: phosphoglycerate mutase 1b
Exons: 4
Coding region: 186-950 (254 amino acids)
Biological process (GO): glycolytic process
Molecular function (GO): intramolecular phosphotransferase activity
Source: RefSeq, a predicted model, not a curated record
CCUCCUGAUAGGUCGCGCGCACCAGGAAGCGUCUUUCCUCCUCUCGCUUUCCACAUUCACAACCGACCGACGACCUCCAGACUCACCGGUGCGAUAUAUCCGUUCACCGCGUCACCAUCUGUCAUCUGCCGCUGUCUCCUUCACCCGCGAACAUCCCGAGAGCGUCCGCCUGCAGAUCUGCCAUUAUGGCCGCCUAUAAGCUGGUGCUGAUCCGCCACGGAGAGAGCGUCUGGAACCAGGAGAACAGGUUCUGCGGAUGGUUCGACGCCGAUCUGAGCGACACCGGAGAGGCGGAGGCCAAGAGAGGUGGACAGGCCCUGAAAGAUGCGGGUUAUGAGUUCGACAUCUGCUACACCUCUGUGCUGAAGCGAGCGAUCAGGACUCUGUGGCUGGUGCUGGACGGCAUUGAUCAGAUGUGGCUGCCGGUUCACCGCACCUGGCGUCUGAACGAGCGGCACUACGGCGGCCUGACGGGCCUCAAUAAAGCCGAAACUGCUGCCAAACACGGAGAGGCGCAGGUCAAGAUCUGGAGGCGCUCCUAUGACAUUCCUCCUCCACCCAUGGACCCUGAGCAUGACUUCUACACCGCCAUCAGCAAGGACCGGCGUUACGGGGACCUGACGGAGGAUCAGCUGCCCUCCUGCGAGAGCCUAAAGGACACCAUUGCUCGAGCACUGCCAUUCUGGAACGAGGAGAUCGUCCCGCAGAUCAAGGAGGGCAAGAGGGUCCUCAUCGCAGCCCAUGGGAACAGCCUGAGAGGAAUCGUCAAACACCUGGAGGGAAUGUCGGAGGAGGCGAUUAUGGAGCUCAAUCUGCCCACGGGGAUCCCCAUCCUGUAUGAGCUGGACAAGAACCUAAAGCCUGUGAAGCCCAUGCAGUUUCUGGGGGAUGAAGAGACCGUCCGCAAGGCCAUGGAGGCCGUCGCUGCGCAGGGAAAAGCCAAGAAGUAGGGCCGGAUUUCACAAAACCCUCCUCAGAAACACAAUCAGUGUUUUAACAUGAGCCAAACCAAUGACCAAACAUUUACAAAACACUCUUAAAGAGACAGUUCACGCAAAAAAUACAAUUCUGUCAUCAAUGUACUUGUUCAAAACCUAAGUUCCUUCUAUUGAACAGAAAAGAUGUUUUGAAAAAUGUUGGGGACCUGUAACCAUUGACUUCCAUAGUAUGUGUUUUUCCUAGUAUGGAAGUCAAUGGUUACAGCUUUUCAGCAUUCUUCAAAAUAUCUUCUUUUAAGAUCAAUAGAAGAAGCCUGAGUUUCUUCUAUUGAACACAAAAUAAGAUAUUUUGAAGAAUGUUGGAAACCUCCAACCAUCGACUUCCAUAUUUCUGUUUCCUACUAUGGAAAUCAAUGGUUACAGGUUUUCAGCAUUCUUCAAACUAUCUUUUUUAUGUUCAAUAAAAGAAGCCUGAGUUUCUUUUAUUGAACACAAAAGAAGAUAUUUUGAAGAAUGCUAAAAACCUGUAACCAUUAACUAGAAGAAAUAGAAUAGAAGAAAUGGAAGAAACUCAAACCACUUGAGUGUGUAAAUAGUGAGUAAAUUUUCAUUUUUGAGUGAACUAUCCCUUUAAUCGGGACCAUCCUAAUACAAUUCAAACCGCUUGAAGUGUGAGUGUGAAUGCGGCGAGCUGAAAUUAUGUUUAUAUUUAUUUUAGCUUUAUUUAGUCCCAGUAAUCCACCACUGCACAUUUCAGAAGAUGGCACUUGUGUUUGUCUGCGGUGGCGACUGUUGCCAGGCAACGACAUAUAUUAAUGAUCAAGUGGGCUGCUUUUUUCCCCCAUCUUCGGUGAUUCAUGUUUUUUUUGUGCUGCUUCUCCAUAACACCCACAGAGAUGAUCUGGAAAUAUCCCAUAAUUCUCCCACAUCUAGAGUCAAGAAGUGAGUUUUGCUUGGUGAUUGUGUAUUAGAAUGUUUUGUCACUGAUUAUGUGGUUACUGUCACUGUAUGUCGAAGUCCUGCUGUCGUUUGUGUGAUUAUAAUAAUGCAUUUUGAUCCUGCGGAUGUUCACUUUAAUAAGUCAAUAUUGAAUAUUGUGCCCCAGAAUAUAAAUGAACACUGUUUUUUGUUUGUUCCUUUAGUAUUUUUCGCUUGUAAGUUAUAUUGCUUGACUGAAAGACGAGAGUUGUGUGUUAUAAUGUGCAAUCCCUAAUAAAUAUUAUUGGCUAACGCGAGCA